AUGCGUACGAUCGAUACCGUAUUUGUUUUUCUGUAUAUUUUCUACCCAAAUUGGGUAUCCGGCAGUGAAGACGAAUACCGACUGAUUCAAGAUCUUCGUACCAAUUACGAUCCUAUCGAACGACCGGUUCGAAAUCAUUCGGAGGCGAUUCGAGUGAAUCUCCGAAUUCUCCUCCAGCAACUCGUCGAUGUGAGAUCUGUUUCCGGAAUGGAUGAGACAAUGAGGAAUGCG
Molecule: messenger RNA, 231 nt
Organism: Ostertagia ostertagi
Lineage: Eukaryota; Metazoa; Nematoda; Chromadorea; Rhabditida; Trichostrongylidae
Source: the annotation of a GenBank genome assembly